Messenger RNA from Ectocarpus sp. CCAP 1310/34, 2068 nucleotides. Lineage: Eukaryota; Phaeophyceae; Ectocarpales; Ectocarpaceae. The record is from the annotation of a GenBank genome assembly.
ACCUCACGGCAACAGCGGAGCGGUUUGUACGAUGAUGGCGUGGCUCAAGCUCGACAGAAGGUCUCCGGCGAGACGGACAACAGCAGCACGGAUAAGCAAGCGAUCGACAGCAGCGUGCGCUGCCGUUGCGCUCCUUCCGGGUGCAAUGUCCUUUCUGCGGGCCGCCGGUCUUGGCGUUGGCGGAGGUAGCAGCAACUUCGGCGGCCGCGGCGGCGGCGGCGGCGUUUUGCGCACUACUACCUCGAGGUUCUACGCGCACGCGCACUCGGUGUCGGGGGCGAAUGGGGGUGAUGGCGGGCGGGCGCAAGCGAGGCACGCAGGCGUUGCCUUGCGCUGGCGUGGCGGCGGCCGCAGAGGGCUGGCCAUGGUCGCGGGGGAAGGAGGCGAGGGUUCCGACUACGAUUUCGCGAAGCGGGCGACGCGGUUCGAGAGCUCCUUCGCGGAAGGGGACAGCGCCUCUGCCAAGCGUGCGGUUCCGGUGACCGUGCUGCCGGACAAGGCGAGAGAGGAGGAGGAGGGGGAGGGGGGGNAGGGGGGGGAGGGGGGGGUUUGGUGGUGUUUGGCAAGCUUCGAGCGGUGGCUCGGCUCCCAACCCCCCUCGUCCAAAUCUUGGAUCAAGGCCCUAGGUCAGGACUCCCACACGGCCGGUCGAUUAGUGCUGGUGCCCUCCUCCGUCGGCGAUCGGGGUGGGCAGGAGGGGGAGGAGGUUUCCCUCUCGGAGGUAGCGUUUUGCCUCGGGGAAGGGGAUGAUUCCGCGGGGUCCCCAUUCUCCUUGUGUUCGCUCCGUGAGAAGCUUCCCGCGGGCACUUACGCGCUGCGCGGAGCGGAUGGGGACGUGGCGGAGCCAGACACUGCGGCUCUCUCUUGGGCGAUCGGGGGAUACUCCUUCGACCGGUUCAAGAGCAAGAAGGGCGACGGGGGCGAGAAGGGCAAGGAGAAGGAAGACAGCAAGGUAGUGCUUGCGUGGCCGGCGGGUGCCGACAAGGCCCGGGUCACCGCGGCGGCGGCGUCGACGUUCCUGGUGCGGGACCUGAUCACCACGCCUUGCGAGCACAUGGGCCCUCAGCACCUCGAGGCCGUGUUCACCUCGCUGGCGGAGGAGUUCGGUGGGACCACGAAGGUGGUCCGGGGAGAUGAAUUACUGAAGGAGGGUGACAGCUAUCCAAUGGUUCAUGCCGUCGGGCGCGCGGCCGGGGUCGGGCGGGAGCCCAGGCUUCUCGACCUGACUUGGGCGCCUCCUGGCUCCGACGCUGAGAGCCUCCCCAAGGUGACCCUCGUGGGCAAGGGUGUCUGCUUCGACACCGGCGGGCUGGACAUCAAGCCGGCGGCCGGCAUGCUCACCAUGAAGAAGGACAUGGGCGGGGGCGCGCAGGUGGGGAUAUUGGUGCUUGGGUUGGCGAGGAUGAUCAUGUCUCAGGGCCUUCCCGUGCGGCUGCGGGUGAUGGUACCCGCCGUUGAGAACGCCAUCGACGGUGGUGCUUUCCGCCCGGGGGACGUGCUCGUUUCUCGCAGCGGCAAGACGAGCGAGAUCGGGAACACGGAUGCUGAGGGUCGGCUGGUGCUUGCGGACGCGCUAGUCGAAGCCUCCUCGGAGAUGCCGGACCUGCUCAUUGACUGCGCCACGCUAACUGGGGCUGCGCGAGUUGCUCUGGGGACAGAAGUGCCCGUGGUUUUCUGCAACGACGAGGACCUGGCGGCCAAGCUGCACACCCUCAGCGGAAGCGUGUCCGAUCAGGUCUGGCGCCUUCCUCUGUGGGAGGGUUACCGAAGCCAGCUUUCGUCCAAGAUAGCUGACCUCAAGAACGUCGGGGCCGGAGGAUACGGAGGAGCAAUCACCGCCGCGCUAUACUUGGACGAGUUUGUGGGCGAAAAGGCUUCCCCCUCCACGGAAGAGGGAGAAGGAGGAAAGAAGGAGAAGCUCCCCUGGAUACACAUGGACUUCAUGGCGUUCAACACGAACUCCAGGCCGGGGCGGCCGGAGGGUGGGGAGUCGCAGGGCAUGCGAGCCCUGUACGCGCUUCUCGAGGACAAGUACGGGUCGGCGUGAGGACGUCGGAGGGGGGGUGCU